UCUCUCUCUCUCUGUUUUUGAUGCUUCUUUAUUCUCGUUUUCCAUUUCUUUACUCGGAGAAGGUACAGACAAUUGUUAUAUAGAAACCAGUUAGUUCAUGGAGGUAUAUUGUAUGAAGAAAUGCUAGAUUGACACUUAAUUCUGAAAGUUACUGGAAUAUGGGUAUCCGAAAAUUGUCUGGUAAAAGAGAGGAGAAAAAAAGAAUUUCUAGGACCUUAAUGGGUCCUCUAACGCUGUUCGUGGAUGCCAAAAGCUCUCCAGCUGACUUUUCAGGUUCACACAAAAGCAAAAUAUGUAAUUCUCAGUGGGACCAACGGAAGUUCUUUGCAUCAAUUAGCACAAGUGAAGAAAAGCCAUUCAAUUUUUUACGUGUUUUAUUUGAGGGAGUUAUAGCAGGAGGUACUGCUGGAGUCAUUGUUGAAACAGCUUUAUACCCAAUUGAUACAAUAAAGACUCGCCUGCAGGCAGCUCGUGGUGGAGGAGAGAUUCUCUUGAAGGGCCUUUAUUCUGGACUGGCUGGAAACCUUGCUGGGGUUUUACCGGCUUCUGCUUUGUUUGUUGGUGUAUAUGAACCUACAAAGCAGAAAUUAUUACGGAGCUUCCCUGAAAAUCUUAGUGCUAUUGCUCAUUUGACUGCAGGUGCCAUUGGUGGAGUUGCUGCUUCUCUCAUUCGUGUACCAACAGAGGUUGUCAAGCAAAGAAUGCAAACUGGGCAAUUUGCUUCAGCUCCUGAUGCUGUCCACCUUAUAGUUGCCAAAGAGGGUUUUAAAGGUCUUUAUGCGGGAUAUGGGUCCUUUUUAUUGCGAGAUUUGCCAUUUGAUGCCAUCCAGUUCUGCAUCUAUGAGCAGCUUCGACUGGGUUAUAAGCUAGCAGCAAAGAGAGAUUUAAAUGAUCCAGAGAAUGCUAUAAUUGGUGCUUUUGCUGGUGCAUUAACUGGGGCCAUAACUACUCCGCUUGAUGUGAUUAAGACAAGAUUAAUGGUUCAGGGAUCAGCAAACCAGUACAAAGGAAUUUUUGAUUGUGUUCAGACUCUUGUUAGAGAAGAAGGACCUUCGGCUCUUUUAAAGGGUAUUGGGCCAAGGGUACUUUGGAUAGGUAUUGGUGGUUCAAUUUUCUUUGGUGUUCUUGAGAGGACAAAGCAAUUGCUUGCUCAAAGGCGUCCUGAGGCAGAAAAAGCAAACUCUAAACAGCAAUGAUGCUUCUUGCUAAAAGUUGUCUGGGUUCUCUGUGACUUCUAAAGCUAAAUCACUUGACAGGAACCUUUGCAUGGGGAAGAUUGCUUUUUCUGUUAGCAGUGCCAUUUAGGGCUAUUGCUUGUUAUUGGUGCAUGGUGAAAAGAGAUUUUGAGGGAUGAUUAAUCUUUCGGGGUAAGAACUUGCGUUAAGCAAGAAAGAAAUAUCAAAUGUAAGAAAUUAUUCAAAACCCGGACACCCAUGCGGUAUGCAUUGUUGAUCUAGAAUCAAUUGCAGACUGGGCCUUCAAACAAAAAUCAUACAUAUGCUGC
Messenger RNA from Nelumbo nucifera (sacred lotus), 1504 nucleotides. Its product is annotated as S-adenosylmethionine carrier 1, chloroplastic/mitochondrial. NCBI's taxonomy places the organism in Eukaryota, Viridiplantae, Streptophyta, Magnoliopsida, Proteales, Nelumbonaceae. Gene Ontology annotation, biological process: transmembrane transport. The record is from RefSeq and is a predicted model, not a curated record.